AUGGAUCUGGAGCUCAGCCAAUCUCGUUUUCGGUCGUGUCGCCAACAGCGCGGCACCAGGCUGGACCCGCGGGUCAAAGCGGAGGCCGUUGGCUCUCAGCGUCUGGCAGAGCUGCUGAAGACGUCGACAGAAACUGAAGGUUCGGGGUUUGAGGUGGUCAGGCGUCGACCAAAGAGGUCCGUGUUUCUGCACUCCGGAGUCCGAAUCUGCCCCCAAGAGACCGUCGACGAAGUGCUCGCCAGCCAUCAGGCUUAUUACCAGCUCAGAGAGGAUGAACCGGAGGAAAGACGGGAGGCCUUCGACACGGUGGGUGUGACACAUCAUGAACCUUUUGUUUCCUGCAGAGUUGUGGUGACUCCUGCACUGACACAGAAAACACCAGAGGCAGCAGGUGCUGAGGUUCAGACCGCCGGGCCGCCAGCGCUGCCACCACCGACGACCACCACGAGUACCGUCGUCCUCUUCAGCCCCACGAGUGCCUCUCCAAGCCCCGGCCUCGAUCACACACAGGCAGCUGAGGAGAUCGAGGAGGACUCGGAGCUUCCUAAUGUGGUCCCAGAGAGUCCGGUGGAGCAGAUCGUGGAGUUCACUAUCGACCUUGUGGAUCCAGGUUACAGAGAGCUGCUGGACGAUCCAGACUCCCUUCAGUACAUCGACCUGGCUCACCACCUGCAGGACCAGAUGCAGCACGUGUUUGACAAACUUCCAGGAUUCAAAGCCAUCGACGUGCUGGCAAUCAGCGAGACCCAGGACACUGACGGGCCUGGAGGAAUCUCAGUGCACUACUCUCUCGUCUUUGAGAUUAAUUCACCUAAAAGCAACUCUGAGAAUUCAGAGACGACGACCGGCGUCGCAGAGUCUUCAACUAACUCUGGACUCAGAGAAAUGGUGACCAAGGCUUUGCGUGAGGAGGCAUCGCUCCCAAUCGAUCUGGACUCCCUCAACUUUGAACCAGGUACAAUGUCCAGUGAGCCUGAUUCACACAAUGAGUUUGAAGUUCUCACUGAUGAGCCAGAUGUUGAUAAACCUCGGCUGGUGGUUCCCCUCACCCCCAUGGAGAAGGAGAAUGCCCUCGUGACCCUGCUAGAUCCCACUUCUGUCCCAGAUGAUGAGACCACGGUGGUGACUGGUGGGAUGUCAGAGAGCAGAGAUCAUUCUCCAGCCUCGGAAGAUAUUACUGAUGAGUCUGAGGCGAUUCAUGUGAGUGUGCCUGAGGCGCCGAAUGAAGAGGUGAAGGAAGAGGAAUUACUGAUCAUUACACAUGAGAUCGAAACCAUUCAUCAUGACGAAACCGGUGAACUUGUGAGAGACUACAUCCCGACCCCUCCUGCGAUUCUCAAGCUGGAGACGGAUGUUCCACAUAUCAAUCUGUCCCCAAAUCUGAUAUCGGAGGACGACCUGACUCCUGUUGAUGAGGAUAGUGAAGUUCCUAGUUUGGAUGUUGUUACCCCCACAACGCAGAUUUUACUAACUACCGCCCCUGCCGAAGCAGAGCUGACUGAUUUGGGGCUUGCAGUCACAACACUUUCAGGCGUCACAGGCCAGCCUCCCACUGAGGCAAUUGUGAACCUUCACGAUGAAGAAGAAAUCAACGCUCUUCCAGAUGAGGAAGUUGGUGUGGGUGUUUCUGAACCUUAUGACAGUCGUGAGGUGUCAGAAACAGAGUUAGAGGUGGAACCUGAUGAACUGUUGGAGGCUUUGCUGCCGACACCUGAGCAAAUUGAUGUUUCUGUGCCAGAGGAAGAAGUAGCUGAAGUUUUAGAGCCCGAGGAAGAGUCUGUGUUAGGAGAUGAAAAAGUGGUUGCUUCAGAACCAGAAGAAAUGGAGGAGGUUGAUGAAGUUUUAGAACCAGUUGAUAGUUCAGAGCUAAAAGAAUCCGAACCAGACGAUGGCACAGUUGUGAUUUUUAAGGAGGAAGGAGUAGAAGUUUUGCAACCAGAAAGGGGAAUUGUUGAGGUCUUAGAAGAGGAACCAGAAGAAGGCAUAUUUGAGGUGUCAGAUCCAGGUCCAGAAUCUGAGAAAGAUGAUGAGGUUUCAGAUCAAACUCCAGAAGCAGAUGAAGAGUCAGAACUUGGUGGAGAUGUAGAUGAGGUUUCAGAACAAACUGUACCUGAAGUUUCUGAACUGGAAUCAGAGGAAGCAGAAGCAGAAGAAGAGGUUAGUGAGGUUUCAGAAGCAGAGGAUGAAAAGGUAGAACUGGAGAAGAAAGUGGUGGAGAUCUUGGAAGGAGAAGUAGUAGUUGCUGAACCUCCAGCACCAGGUGAAGGUGUGGCUGAUGUAGAAUCAGUGCCAGAAAAGGAAGGGCAUGUAACUGAAGUGACAGAAACAGAUGAUGAGGUAGUUGAGGCCACAGAAUCAGAGAAGGAGCCAGAAGAGGUUUCAGAACCAAGUGAAGAAGUGGUAGAGGUUACAGCUCCAGAACCAGAUCUAGGGAAAGAGUCAGAAGAAGUACCAGAUGUACCACAAGCAAAGGACAACGUAGUUGAGGAUGUAAAACCAGAUGAAGAAGUGGUUGUGGUUCCAGUACCAGAAAAAGAACCUGUGGACAUUUCAGAACCGCAACUUCCACCAGAAGCUGGAGAAGAGGCAGCUGAUGUUUUAGAGGAAGAACCACAGGAGGUUGUUGAGAAUCCAGAGAAAGCAUCAGAACCAGGACCAGGCGGGGAUCAUGCAAUACCACCAGCAGAAGAGUUACCUGAGGCUUCAGAGCCUGAAUCAAAAGAGGAAAUAGUCAUUGAAGUCCCAGAAGGAGAAGGAGUUGAAACCUCUGAACCAAAUCCAGAGGAGGGGAUAACUGAGAUCUUAGAACCAGAACCUGCAGAUGUUACUGAGCCACCAGCCGAAGCAAUUAAAAUCCUUCAACCCUUGGACGGCAGGAGACCAAAUUACUUUAGAGAGGAUGCUGUUCAGGUUGUUGAAGACAACGUGUUCCUACAGCCAGAUGGACCAGACCAUCACGGGCCACAUGAGGAAGAGAACUUAACUGUCAUACCAAAAAACAUCCAACCUUCUGAAGAGGAUUUAGGUGAACCUGACCAAGAAUAUCCAAUCAUCGAUGACUUUUACUUUGAGCAGGAUAACGUGGACACACAAGUGGAGAGCGAAACUGCCGUCGUCACAACAGAAACUUCGGACAUUGCAGAGACGGAAACUCCUGACAAGCAAGACACAUCAGAGGACACUGAAGGCACAGAAGACUUGCCAGAGAAGACGCAUGAAAGUGAUCUGUCCCCAGAAAGAGACAGUGUAACGGCAGCACCAGUUUCAGACUCUUUCCCAACUUCUGUUGCUACAUCUGAAGUGACCGCACCCAGCCCGACUAUAGACUCCGGACUCUUUGAGGUAGACUCUCCCGAGUCUUCGGAGGAUGAUCGUACGGAGCCAGAGCCGGCUGUCGUCGUUAUCGAUGAAGACUUGGAAGACGCGGUGCAGAAAGGUGGUGAAAGCCAAACCAGCCCACCGGCGGGAGACGUCAUUGACGAGGCUGUGAAGGACCUGGCGGUGGAGCUGGAUCAAACAGAUGUAGCAGCUACAGAGCUGCCAGACGAAGGGAGUGGCUUCCCACCUGUGUGGGAGGAAGAAACCACUGUCAGAGUCACGGCCCCACCUCCAGUUAGAUACCUGACCACACCCUCCAUGACCACGGCCGCCCAGGGCAGGGAGCUGGUCGUGUUCUUCAGCCUUCGUGUCACCAACAUGAACUUCUCUGAGGGCCUCUUCAACAGGACGUCUGAUGAGUACAGAUCCCUGGAGAACACCUUCUUAGACGUGAAAAACUUUCUGAAAGGAAAUCAUUUCCGUUGA
Messenger RNA from Larimichthys crocea (large yellow croaker), 3804 nucleotides. RefSeq names its product interphotoreceptor matrix proteoglycan 1. Lineage: Eukaryota; Metazoa; Chordata; Actinopteri; Sciaenidae. The transcript has 12 exons. Gene Ontology annotation, biological process: visual perception. Bases 1 to 3804 code for a protein of 1267 amino acids. The record is from RefSeq and is a predicted model, not a curated record.